Monosiga brevicollis MX1 is the source of this 552-nucleotide messenger RNA. RefSeq lists its product as uncharacterized. Gene Ontology annotation, biological process: protein folding. The transcript has 6 exons. Lineage: Eukaryota; Choanoflagellata; Craspedida; Salpingoecidae. Bases 1 to 552 code for a protein of 183 amino acids. The record is from RefSeq and is a predicted model, not a curated record.
AUGGCCGCUGGCGCUGCCUUGCUGAUGCUCAUCUCCCUUAUGGGCCUUGGCAGCGUUCAUGCACAGAUGGAGGGCUUGACCCCUGAAAUGAUGCAGGGAGGUCAAAUCUCACCCGAGAUGCUCAACAUGAUGCAGAAGAAGAACCGUGAGGGCAAGCCUGCCAUGUUCUUCCUCACUUUCGUAGCAGAUGAUCGAGAGACAAAUGAGCGACUUUCUGGUGAUUAUGUCACCGCUCUGCGCCAGGCUCAUCACGAGAUCCAAGUUUAUUUCAUUGAGGAUGACAAGGCCCUCUAUUCGAUCCAAGACGGCAAGCACCUCGACGAGAUCCUGGACUACCUGAAGGCACAAGACAACAUUGCGCAGAUUGAGCUAGAUAGUCAGAAGCUGAUGAAACCUCACCCAAAGGACGAGGUAUCAAAGACCAAGGUGGACCAAGCAGACUCGGAACGUCGUGCCAAAGAAGAGCGCUUGCGCAAAGCUCAGCGCCGCAUCAACAAGGCCAAGGCCAAAAAAGCCAAAAAGGGCCAAGUAAAGGGCAAGACAGAGCUGUGA